Meloidogyne enterolobii is the source of this 269-nucleotide messenger RNA. Lineage: Eukaryota; Metazoa; Nematoda; Chromadorea; Rhabditida; Meloidogynidae. The record is from the annotation of a GenBank genome assembly.
UUUUCUUAAUUAAUAAAAGCCCAAUCAUGUUCUCUUCACCCUACGUUCCCUUCGGACUGCACGUUCCCUUCACCCAAUGUUCCCUUCAGACUACUUAUGUUCCCUUCAAUCGGUGUUCCCUUCAGACUACUUGUGUUCCCUCCACCCUAUGUUGCUUUAAGACUACCGAUGUUUCCUUCACCCCAUGUUCCCUUCCGACCACCCUGUGUUCCCGUCACCUUUGCUUCCUUCACCUCUUAUUCCUUUCACUACAUUAACUAUGCCUUUAG